UGCCCGCCUGGCUGAAUGGAUGAGCUCCGGGAUGGCUUGGCCCUGCCUGGCUGCGGCACCCGGAAGGCGCUGAGCUCAAACCAGGGAGCCGCGCCGAGCCGAGCCGGCGGCCCUAGACUCGGCCUUUUCCGGGCUCUCGCUCGCUGGGCCGGAGGCGGGAUUCAGCUUGUAAAAAUGGGACGUCGUUCAUCAGAUACUGAAGAAGAAAAUAGAAACAAAAGAAAAAAGAAACACCGUAGACGUUCAUCUUCAAGUAGUUCUUCAGACAGUAGAACAUACAGCCGUAAGAAAUCAGGAAGGAAGUCAAGGUCAAGAUCACGGUCUCGAGAGCUCCAGUCCCGUUCACAUUCUUAUGAAAAAAGACGCAGACAUCGAUCUAGCAGUAGCUCUUCAUAUGGAUCCAAAAGAAAACGCAGUCGUAGUCGAUCGAGGGGCCGAGGAAAAUCCUAUAGGUCUCAGAGAUCAAGAUCAAAGAGUAGAACAAGAAGGUCACGAUCAAGACCACAUCAACGUUCCUAUAGUCGAAGCAGUGAAAGAUCCAGUCAUAGAAGAACUCAUAGCAGAUCUCGUGAAAGAGAACGACGUAAAGGCAGAGAUAAAGAAAAAAUAAAAGAGAAGGAGAGGAGCAGAGGGAAAGAGAAGGAGUUGUAUACCACCAAGCAUGGGGACUCUGGAAACAUCAAAGCUGGAUUAGAACAUCUGUCUCUUGCUGAACAGGCCAAAGCUAGAUUGCAGUUGGUUCUUGAAGCAGCUGCGAAAGCAGAUGAAGCAUUGAAGGCUAAAGAAAGAAGUGAAGAAGAAGCAAAAAAGAUAAAGGAAGAAGACCAAGCCACCCUGGUAGAACAAGUGAAACGAGUAAAAGAAAUUGAAGCUAUUGAAAGUGACUCUUUUGUUCCACAGACAUUCAGAUCAAGUAAAGAAGUCAAAAAGUCAACAGAACCUGGUGAACUAAAAUGUGAACCUGCAACUGUAGGAGUGGGAACUGUCGAUCUGUCUAAUACUGAAAAAGAAAUAGCACCUGGCAACAUUCCUACUGCCAUAAAGUACCAAGAUGAUAACUCUUUAGCGCAUCCAAAUCUAUUCAUUGAGAAGGCAGAAGCAGAGGAAAAGUGGUUCCAGAGAUUGGUUGCUCUUCGGCAAGAAAGGCUGAUGGGCAGUCCUGUGGCUUGAGUGAAUUACAGUGAACAUCAUACAGAAUUUCUUCAUGAAUGCUAAGAAAAUUCUCCUGUAAAAUUUUUUGACUGUUAACAUCUCUUAAAAAGUAAAUGUGAGUUGUAAGGAGAACACAAGUUUCAUCUGAAUGGAGAUACAUGCUUUACUCUCACUCAUUAUCCCCUUUUAUUCAUUGUGAGUUACAUGUAUUCAAUAUUCAGAAUAAUUUGGAUAUAGGUAGCACUUUAGUGAUGAAUGAAGAGAUGAGACUGUCAAAGAACGGGGAAAGGCUUAGGGCCAAAUUUACUAAUGCUGCAGCAGGACGAUAUAAAUUACAUCUCCUGGGGUCAUCAAGGCCUCCUGUUCCCCAAGAGGGAUUCAGCUCAAAGUAGGGCCUGUGGUAGUGCUACUACUGUCUUCCCGGGGAGAAACAGCUUUUAAUCUGGGCUUCUGCAUGCAUCAUGCCAGCAGAGGCUGCUGAAGAGAUGUGCUGAACUGUACAUCCACUGCUGCCCUGGCCCUUACUCUGUUCCUCACCAGUACAACGCAUGUCUUGGGCGGACAAACUAGAAUGAAAAUAUAUGAGGCUGUAUUUUUUAAUAGACAGAAACACUGGGUUUAACUCUACUUUUGCAUCUUCCCACUGCCAUCAUGCUCGUAAAGAUUCAAUAAGCAUGUAUGAUAAAUAGCACUGCUAUCCCUUUUAAACCCAAACGUGCAGAUUUUCAGCUGGUUUCAAGAAAUGCAUUUCAUAAACAGUUUUAAAAUGUUUGGCAUUUUAGAGAGGUCAGCUCUGUGUGUGACCUAUUAAUGGGAAAUGCUUCAUAUAUUGUUGUGUGCACCUGUACAGAAGUAUAUUGAACAAGACUAAAAUUGUCUCUGCAGUUCUCAAAACUAGAUGGAAAGAGUGUUUCAGAAUAUAAGGUUUUCAGGUAUCCAAAUGGCCCUUUAAAACACAUUGCUAAUUGAAAGAUUAGUCACAUCUGGGGUAGCAUUCAAUUUAUGAACAAAUUAAAUCAAAAAUCAUAAUAUUUUUGGUAGAAUGAGGGAAAGCAGUACUAAAGUUUUGGUACCAUUUUUUGUUCCCUCUAGUGAACACCGAUUAGUGUAUUUCAAAACCAAAUCUGAAUUUCCAUUCAUUGUCCAAAAACAUACCAGUCAGCUACAUAAUUAAAUGCAACAAAAGAAAAAAAAGGCUCUUCCGAGGUACCUAACACAUCUGUAGUGAAAAACUUGUGUUAAAGAAGGAGAAAUGUAAACCUAACAUCUAUGGACAAAUCACCUGGAAAUAACUGGCAUCAAGCCAUGGGCAAACGCAGUCACUUUUUCAAUAUUACCUUUCCAUAACCCAGACCUGUUCAAAAAGACAUUAUAGAGAUCUACUUUUGGGUAGAUUAUACCUUUUUUCAGGGGAAAAGGGGGGAUUAAAAUAUGUUGGGAUGCAGUUUUCAUUUUUAACAACAAUGAAAGUCUCACUGGGACAUGUUUAAAAUAAUUGUUUACUUUUAAAUGUAUCAAGUCUCCUGCAACUAAAUGAAGAGAAGCUGCAUUAAUUGUCAGAGAAGCAGUGGUCAAAAUGAGUAUUUUCAAAAGUUCUCUAUUUGGCAUUGUCCUCUUUCUAAUUUACUUGUAUGUCUUUUAUAAACAAUAAUAAUGUUCAAUUUCCAAGCCAUGUUCAGCUCAAAAUUCCUGCAUUAUCCAACAUUGCACAGUUCCAUAAUGUUGUUAAUGUUUUUAUUUUGAAUUAGAUGUAUUUGUUUUAUAAUUGCAUUUUUACAACUUCAGGGUAUUUUGAAAAGUUAUAAAAUCAUUCAGUAAUGGAAAAACUGGGAUGUACCUGUGUAGGCAGGGCUCAUUUGUUACUGAUGAUCAAUCAGUAGUGAAAUAUCAACUGCAAAGUCCAUGUUGAAGCAUAAUAGAGAGCUGGAUCUGGCAUUGGAGGAUGGGAAUAGCUAAAACCUGCAAUAGAAGGAAAAGAAGUUGUUUAAAAUCUUGUGCUGAAGUUCCCCAAACACCAUUUGGGAUGAUGAGCACAUCAUUCUACAGUUAGAUUUUUAUAGCACCAUUUGCAGAUUACUGAUACAGGUAACCAACAAAAUAAUUGUACAGAAUUCUAUAGUUUUAAAUGUACCCUGCUGAAUAGCCCCAAUAGCUAGGUGGAGAGGGCUUUAAAUUAAUUUAAAUGGCAUCUUCUUGUCCUUUAAGACUUAUGAUGCAGUUAAAUGUUAACAGUGCACUGGGUAUCCUGCUGUACCUGACUACUGGGAACAUUCAAAACAUUCAAAAAGUUAAUGGAACUUUGUAAAAUUCUUGUGCCAGUCAUCUUUAAUGCUGUCAGAGGAUGAGCCUGGCAUAUGGUUGCUACAUGGACAUUUGGGAGUCCUCACCAUUUUGGGAUCUUGUCUACACAAGGAAACUUCAUAGCCAUAAUUUACCAGUGAUAUAGCUCCACUUGUAGCAACAGUGGAAGCUUAGUGUAGACUGGACUUGGGCAUUUUUAGAACCUUAGACAAUACAGUAAAAAUACCCAACUCUUGUUUACACUACAAUUUCCACCGUUACUACAAUCAGUAGUGAAUUACCAAGUUUGCUAGUAAGGCACGAUCUUGGAUGGUGGUGAACUCACUCUGCGUGCUGAGUCUGCUUCUAAAUAGGCAAGUAAAGUUUGCUUAAGGACAGAGUCUGAAUCCUUGGGGUCUUAAUAGUUGAAUAUUGUGGACAUGACUUAAGACUAGACUGCAUGAUUGAGGUUGUGUAAACUUCCCAUAUCCUAUUUGUCUUGCAUUUACUGAAUAAUGUUCUAUGAAUGAUUAAAUAAAUUAUUCAUUUUCCUGUCAAUGUAAGGCAGACACUUCAGCCAGCAGAAAUAAUACAUGUGGGCAGACAAUAACAUUAGAAAUAAAUAUUGGUCUAUUACUAACUGUGAAAGAAUAAGGAGAACUUUGAAAAUCUUACUGAUUAAAACCAUUUUACAAGACUGGUCCCAAUAUAAAUAUAUCCAAAAUAUAGCUAUAAUCAACAAAAGUUUGGUUUGUGAGCCAUUGUCAGCUGAGGGAAAAACUAAAUAUGCUUCCAAAUCAGACAGGCUGGCUAUGAAUUCAGAUGCACCAGGCACAAUGUGGACAUGAAAAUCAAAUCAAUGAACACAAAUUAAGGUCUUUAAUAGGCCAAAAAAUAAGUUCUUGCUAACUAGCUCUCCCCGUGUGCUUCUUUCUUUUCCUGCUACCAGUCAGGGAUCAGGUCAUAUCUAUACCUGCCCCCAUGGCCUCACUUCCUUGAAAUCCUAAAAGGCACCUUUCAUCCUGAACCUUACAAAUCACCAUUGAGAGCUUCAGUUUCCUUUGCUGAUCUACUUUCCUCUCUGUUUUAGUUCCUUAAUGCUGCUUGUGGGGGUGGAAUGGGUUCAGGACUGAGAAAGGAAAAGAGAAUUGUUUUUUAAAUAACCCUAACUAAAUUAAACCAUAAGAAUUCUUGGUGAAUUGUUAUGUCUCCUGACUCUAAUCUUACAUGCACUUCUGAUGACUCUUUAUCACCCAUGAUUUGUGACAAUAGUUCAUGUAUGCUGGUCUGUACUUAUUUUUUUCUCUUGUUCUGCCUUUUGGUUACAAUAAACAAUGUGAUGUGAUUACA
Trachemys scripta elegans is the source of this 4782-nucleotide messenger RNA. It is a transcript of the gene RSRC1, whose product is annotated as arginine and serine rich coiled-coil 1. Gene Ontology annotation, biological process: alternative mRNA splicing, via spliceosome. Gene Ontology annotation, cellular component: cytoplasm; nucleus. The record is from RefSeq and is a predicted model, not a curated record. The transcript has 10 exons. The coding region runs from base 16 to 1170 and encodes 384 amino acids. Lineage: Eukaryota; Metazoa; Chordata; Testudines; Emydidae.